CCACGAGCAUGUGAAGGAAAUAAAAACCGAUAUUCUGAGCUGGGUAACGAAGACAAAAGACAAGCUAAAUUUCGCCAAAAAUUAUGAACUCCACAUUGAUAUACUAGCUCUACAGUUGGAACAGUUGUGGAGUUUGGCUAAAGCUGUUUUGACCCAAAAACCAGAGAGUAUUCAGGAGCAUAGCUUGCAAUUUCAAAUGCUGAAAGAUGCAACGGAGAGGUUAAAGCCUAAUGCUCAGCUGGUUAUGUCAGUAGGUUACAACACACAAAACGGCCAGAAAGUACAGGUGAUGAAAUGGUGCCGAGUUAUAGAUCUUAUAAAUAAAACAACAGGCCGCUGGACCAACUCAAACGCCACAUCGAAUGACUUUUCUGAAGUUGUGAAAGAAUAUCUUGGCAAAUACAAUGAGCUGCAGAAACAAGAUAUUGGUGGUAUUUUCAUAGGAGAUUUCACUUUGAAGCAGCUUCGUUCAAAUGUGCUGAAUGAAAAGUUUAACAAAUAUUACCCAAUCGACAGUGAACAAGCGUCAAUUGCGGGAAAUUUUGAGCUGGCUAAAUGGACAGGAGCUCUAGAUGACGAAUAUGGCAGAGGUGGAAAGCCAUAUUACUGUCCAAACGGUUGGCAUCGAAUCUCAUUGAAUGUAGCACGUGACAGAGCAGAGUUUGACAGAAAAUACGCAGACUGGCCCAUCGCCUAUCACGGAACUGAAGGAAAACUUGCACUCGAUAUUCUUGUGAGUGGUUUGCGGUCAGGAGAAGGUGUGUUAUUCCAUGAAAAUAAGUGGAAAUGGCAGAAAGGUCUAGUUUACCUUUCUCCCUCAAUCAUCUACACUGCUCACCCACGCUACGCUCGGCUAUUUAAGCUACCAGAUGGCCGAAUAGGGCAAUUAGUUCUGCAAGUCAGAGUUAAUCCAAAGGUGAUAUCAACCGUGCAAGCUGAAACUCUUUUAAAAGAGGAAAAGAAAAACUCAGUUAAAGUUGAUCCAAAUUUCGCUAAUUCGGAACUCGAAUAUGUUCUGAGCCCCCAGGACGAGAAUGGAAAGUUCUUGGGAAUGAGAGAAGGGGUAAUAAUCUACGGACUGAUGGUACGAGUUAGUGACAUGCAACCGAUUGAGCUGGAUGAAUCGAAAUGGUGGAAUGAUUGUGAAGAUGUUGGCGUCAACCUGAAAUGCUGAGUCUCAAUUCAAAACUGAGUUCAUAACUUCGGACUAACUGUAACAAUGUAGUACUAACUAAGUUUUGAAUUUUUGUUACCGAUUUAUUAUUUAGUC
Symsagittifera roscoffensis is the source of this 1270-nucleotide messenger RNA. RefSeq lists its product as uncharacterized. The record is from RefSeq and is a predicted model, not a curated record. The transcript has 2 exons. NCBI's taxonomy places the organism in Eukaryota, Metazoa, Xenacoelomorpha, Acoela, Convolutidae. Bases 197 to 1174 code for a protein of 325 amino acids.